This is a messenger RNA of Magallana angulata, 1875 nucleotides long. RefSeq names its product XK-related protein 8-like. The record is from RefSeq and is a predicted model, not a curated record. The transcript has a single exon. Bases 1220 to 1867 code for a protein of 215 amino acids. Gene Ontology annotation, cellular component: membrane. NCBI's taxonomy places the organism in Eukaryota, Metazoa, Mollusca, Bivalvia, Ostreida, Ostreidae.
AUAGACAAAUAAGCUGGAAAAAGAUUUUUUACUGGUAUAUUGAACCUAUGUAAAAAAAAAAUGGGGGGGGGCGGAGCCUUGAUUACAUGUGGUAUCCUUUAUUUCAAGUUCACUUGGAUAUAUCAAGUCAACGUAAGUAUGGAAAAAACAAUUGUUAAUUGAUAAUACGUCGUCAAUCUACCUUAUGGUUGAGUUGAAGGCCACAGCAAGUAAUUUAUUUUUCUUACGUAUGUUUUUGAAUAAAUUCUAAUGGGGCACAAUUGGUACACAUGGGAAUUCCAAAAGUUUGUGUGAAGACUUGAUUGUCAAAAACUACAUAGAUGUUGUCUUUCAGAAACUCAAGCAUCUUUUAAUGUCAACUGCAGAGUACUUGUGUUUGCAAUCAGAAUGGUUUUUAACAAAUUAAUUUAUUACAUUUCCUAUGACAAGGUAAGCAUUUUUACAACUUCUAUUUAUAUUGAAGAAACAACUGUCGAUGAUAUCAAAAAGCCUAGAUUUUCAUUUGUCAUGGGGAAUGGUUGUAUAAAGCGUUGAAAAAGCGUACGUUUUGAUGCUAUUGAUUUUGGUAAGAUUUUGUGACCUCAAAGUUUUUAAGAAUUCUUUAGAGUAUCCACAUCUGAUUCAUACCACUUCUGAAGUAUAUUGUUGCACAAUACUAUUGAAGUUUCUCCUUCACUUCUGUAAGAAUUUUAGUAAGGAGUAAAGAUAGAGGUCUAGUAGAACAUUUACUGGAACCUGUUAUAUAUCUCUGUUUGUAAGGACUUUUGUUAAGCUUUGGAAACCAGUACAAGUAAGGAAAAUCAAAUUGAUUUUGUUUAUUAGGGAUAUUACAAAUAUCCAUAACCGAUUUAUGAUUUUGAAGUAUUUCCUGGUUGGAAAUACUGCAACGGGUGUAAGUAGGAUUACCAUGUAUAGAAUCGAAACCUAGUUCUUUGAAAAUGCAAUUAAUAUAAUGUGCCUUUCAAACAAAGACAAUGUUAUUACUCGCCUUAUCAGCAGGGACCAGGCCAUACUGAUCGUGCAAUCUAUCUAGUUCUUUUCUCAAUUCUGCUUAAUUGAAAACAGAAGGAUAUUUGGUUUUCAUUUGACAUCUCAGUUGUAUAAUACGAGAUUUUAUUAUACAUCUGAUGCUUUUAACCCACUUUGACAAGGUAUCUUAUAUGUAUCAUGAAAACAUUAAUACAUAACAAAUCAUGAUACCACAUAUUUCUCUAUAUCGAUGUGGUUACUGCCAAGGCGUUACUACUCAAGGCGUGCCAUUAAACAAAAAUUGCAAAUAUUUAUUUCAUAUACAGAAAUCCAGCGAUCCUUCGCAAUUGCAUCGUCCUUUGCCGGUCUGUCUUGGUCUGUAACGUCUAAUUUGAGAAUAUCUUCUGCAACUUCCGGUUUGAAGGCCAAUUCGAUAUGCGGAGCUGUUGGGUAUUUCCUGUGGCGUGUGUUUGAAAUCGGACCAAGAAUCACGGCCAUUGUUAUGCUUCUGCCUGUCGAUAGCCACGGUCUCUACAUCAUUUUUAGAUCGUUAGUUCAUUGGUUCAUCAUGUUAACUAUGGCGUUCUUAAGGCAUGUAAAAGUUUAUGACGAACCUGUUCAUAAUAUUAUGUUCAUCGUGUUCAUUAGCUUUGUACAGAUUAUCUCCUACAUGAAUCUGAGCCAUGGAAAGUCCCGGCUUUUUGCCAUUACUUAUUACACCCUAUUCUACGUAGAAAACGUUGUGAUGGUUUUACUAUUUGCAUUAUGGACUGAUAUCGACAAAUCGAGCUGGAUCUUCAUAGUUGCAGUUUGUGUGGCCUCAUCAGGAACUUUAUUUUGUACGCUGUUCAUGGUCAUGUACUUUAAACUGUGUCAUCCUAAGGUGUCGCACAAAUAAAUAUACGU